Messenger RNA from Echinops telfairi (small Madagascar hedgehog), 1640 nucleotides. Its product is annotated as SUMO-interacting motif-containing protein 1-like. NCBI's taxonomy places the organism in Eukaryota, Metazoa, Chordata, Mammalia, Afrosoricida, Tenrecidae. The record is from RefSeq and is a predicted model, not a curated record. The coding region runs from base 1 to 1626 and encodes 541 amino acids. The transcript has 3 exons.
AUGGAGAGGAUAAUGUCUGCCUUAGAGGGUUUCAAAGAGCCUCAGUGGCUCUGUCAGCUGGACCGAAGCUCUCUGCCUUUUGCACGGAGAAUGGUUAACAACAAUCCUAUGUAUUUGGACCGAUUGGAACACAUCACCUCUGACCGUCCCCAAGCCCCAACAUCCAUCAGUCAAGGCUCUAUUUAUCCAGCAGAGCCAAAUUGUAGCUCAGCAGCAUUCAAAGGUGACUUCAGCUUCUUGGCAAGCCUACGCCUGACUUCCAGUUCUCACUUUCUGCCCCCAACAAGCAAUAGAAGUAGCAAUCAAAGCACAGCCUUCCCAUGCCUACAGCAAGAUGUGCCUUGCUCACCGAAAGCCUCGCCAUGCCCAUUUCGAUCCUCACCGUGCCCUCCGCGAGCCUCCUCAUGCCCACCACGAGCCUUGUCCUGCCCUCCACAAACCAUGCAGUGCCCACCACAAGCCUUGCCUCCGCCGCCUCAAGAAGUGCCCUGCCCUCACAAUGGAGUGGGCCCUCAGCAGCAUGUGCCCAGCUCACCUCAAGACUCCUCCACGCCUGUUCAGCUCUCAGCGAACCCAUCUCCAGGUUCUCGCAGCCCACCUCAAGACUCUUGGGGCCUACCUCAAGACGUACCAGGCCCACCUCAAAACAUAUCAUAUCCACAAAAUGGGGCACACCUGCAAGGCUUGCCACAGUCCCUGCAAGAUGUGCCACAGACCCCUGGAGACACGCCGCUAUCCCCACAAAUCAUGUCCCAUUCACCCAGAGACAUGCCGCUGCCACCAGAAGCCAUGCCGCAUUCCCCUAGGGAUGUGCCACCGUCACCAGGAAAUAGGCUAUGCUCGCCAAAAGAGGGACCCCACUUCUCGAGAGGUGUGCCCCCAUUACCCAGCAGUGUGCUGUGUCCCUCCAGAGACAGGCCGUGCCCACUUGGAGUCUUGUCUGCCUUCCCACAAGAGAAGCCUGACUCUCCUGCCAAUGAUAUACAGAACCGGGACACUCCUAUGGAGCUCUCCACUCCAUCCCCUCAGCACUGCUCUCCCAGGCCGCAGUCUCCGCAGCAGCCAACGUCCUCAGACGAGGAGAAACUCCCUUGGCUCUCCGUCCUGAAGACCCCGGGCAGAAAAGCGCUGUCACUCUCAGAGCCCGCCAACCCAGCCUCGGUUCUGACACCCGGGCGAGCAGCACGAGGGGGGCUAUCCAACAGGCCGUGCCUGCACAGACUCAAGUACUUCCUACGGCCGCCAGUGCAUCACCUCUUCUUCCAGACACUCAUACCAGAUAAAGAUGCAAGAGAGAAUAAGGGUGGAAAAGCAGAGCCCAUCUCACAUCGAAGACUAAGAAUGGUGGCAAAUACAAUUGAAGAAAAUUUCCCCCUGGGGACUGUGCAGUUUUUGAUGGACUUUGUGUCGCCUCAGCAUUACCCACCCAGAGAAAUUGUGGCUCACAUCAUCCAGAAAAUCCUGCUGAGUGGCUCUGAGACCGUGGAUGUCCUCAAAGAGGCCUACAUGCUCCUCAUGAAAAUUCAACAGUAUGAACCUUCCCAGCCAGCUGUUAGCAAAUCUUCCAGGGAAAUGACCUCCAGACACUGUAUUCUCUUGCCUGCACUGUGUUCAUCUAACCCUUAGGAAGGCUUUUGUAG